GAGAACGCUCUAAACCGGGUCUGAGAGUGAAUUGACAUCUUCCAAGUGCAGAUUAACCAAACAAGUAAUUCAGUACAGUAUCAGCUGGACGCAAACUCCUAAAAAUGACAAUAUCGAAGCCAGCGGAGGCGAUGGAAGUGGAGGCAUCGACAUCAGAUCCUGCCCCAGCAGAGGAGCCAGUGGAGAAAAAGGACACAGACCUCCAAACAAUCCACGACCUCCGAGAACACACUCGUCAAAUCGAGAAGGCAGUCCUGAACAAGGAGCCCCGAUUCAUCCUACGAGCCCUGCGAGCUCUUCCCAACACCCGUCGCAAAUUAAAUCCAAUAGUCCUCCGAGGAGUGAUCGGUGGUUUUUACACCAAGUCCUCAUCAGACCGAGAGGCCCUGCUGUCGUGGGUUGAAGAACCCAUGGACACAGAGGGAACCCAAGCAGCAAUUCAACGUUUCAAGAGUUCAGCAUCACCUCUCCUCCCCGAAAUAGACGCCUACAUCCACCUCCUGGUGCUGGUGCGCCUCAUCGACACGAAAAAACACGAUGAGGCAGUUCAAUGUUCAGAGGCACUCGUCCAGAAAAUAACAGCCACUAAUCGCCGUACAAUCGACCUGAUAGCAGCAAAAUGUUAUUUCUAUCACUCGAGGGCUUACGAACUCGUCGAUCAGUUGAAUAAAAUUCGGGGUUUUCUCCAUCUUCGAUUGAGAACUGCAACACUGAGGAAUGAUUUUGAAGGCCAAGCUGUUCUCAUCAAUUGCCUCUUGAGGAAUUAUCUUCAUUACAAUCUCUACGAUCAGGCCGACAAACUCGUUCUUAAGUCGACGUUUCCAGAGUCAGCGAGCAACAACGAGUGGGCGAGAUUUCUCUAUUAUCUGGGGAGAAUCAAGGCAGCCAGGCUGGAGUAUUCAGCAGCCCACAAGCACCUUGUGCAGGCAAUGAGAAAAGCACCGCAGACAACAGCUGUGGGAUUUAGGCAGACUGUUCAAAAAUUAGCUGUCACUGUUGAACUUCUUCUUGGAGAUAUUCCUGAGAGGCAGAUAUUCAGGCAGGCAGCUGUCAGGAGGGCCCUGGCCCCUUAUUUCCAGCUCACUCAGGCUGUUAGACUGGGAAAUCUUCACAGGUUUGGGGAAGUCCUGGAAAACUUUGGGCCUCAAUUCAGGGCUGAUCACACGUUUACUCUGAUUCUCAGGCUCAGGCAUAAUGUCAUUAAAACUGCCAUUCGAUCCAUUGGCCUCUCCUACUCAAGGAUAUCACCUGGGGAUAUUGCCAGGAAGCUGGGGCUUGAUUCUGGUGUUGAUGCUGAAUUUAUCGUGGCUAAGGCCAUCAGGGAUGGCGUCAUCGAAGCGACUCUUGAUCCUGAGAAUGGAUACAUGAGGAGCAAGGAGACAACUGAUAUUUACUGCACUAGGGAACCUCUUCUUGCUUUUCACCAGAGGAUCACUUUUUGCUUGGAUCUUCAUAAUCAGAGUGUCAAGGCUAUGCGGUAUCCUCCCAAAUCUUAUGGCAAGGAUUUAGAAUCAGCUGAGGAGCGCAGGGAGAGGGAACAGCAGGACCUGGAGCUCGCUAAGGAGAUGGCUGAGGAGGAUGAUGAUGGAUUCCCUUGAAUUAUCUUUGAUUUGUGUCCUUUUUAUUGAUUUAUUUUGGUUUUCUUCAUUGAUAUUUGAUAUCUUCAUUAUCUUGUAUCUCAUUUCGUAGAUUGCAAUAAAGAUAAAAUUAAUUCAAUCUA
This is a messenger RNA of Fopius arisanus, 1720 nucleotides long. It is a transcript of the gene Rpn3, whose product is annotated as regulatory particle non-ATPase 3. Lineage: Eukaryota; Metazoa; Arthropoda; Insecta; Hymenoptera; Braconidae. The record is from RefSeq and is a predicted model, not a curated record. Bases 105 to 1598 code for a protein of 497 amino acids. Gene Ontology annotation, molecular function: enzyme regulator activity. Gene Ontology annotation, biological process: ubiquitin-dependent protein catabolic process; regulation of protein catabolic process. Gene Ontology annotation, cellular component: proteasome regulatory particle, lid subcomplex; proteasome complex. The transcript has 2 exons.